ACCAUUGCACUGAAUAUAAGCUCACAAGACAGUGCGCUUCAGUUGAAGUAAAUUUGUUGGCAAUCGGUGAUCAAAGAGAGUGCAGAAACAAGUUCGACAUUUGAGAGGAGUGUUUUUAUUUUGGCGACAAGAACAACGCAUUGUGAUUGAGAAAAAAGAUGAAGCAGCAAACAGUUUGUAUUUUGUUGGCAAUGAUCUUAGUUUCCGCGACGUAUGCGGAUGCCCUGGUGUUUGUUUAUGCAAAGACCUGCUCCUCCUGCAAGGCUUACGGAGCCAAGUCCUGCGGUUAUGGCUACAUCCACUCCAAGGGUUAUGUUUCCUGUGACGGAGUAACUGCAAUAAGAAGCUGUUCCGACUGUCAGAGACGUUUGGGAAGAUGUCGUUCCAGUGCCAUUACCGAAUGCUACAUCGGCUGAGAUAUGGUGCCGGAGGUGACGGUGCUAGCUAGAAGCAAUUAUCCACAGGAAUAGAUUCAUACCUAUUGAUUGGUGGUCACAAAAUGUGUAGUGUUCAUGAGACUCGUUGAAGCAUAAAUCCGAUUGCCUGCAGGCAGCAAUAGAAGUGGUUUAUUUAUUGAGCUAGGAAAUAGUUCUGAGAAAUCCUAUCAUCUUGUCAUUUAUUGGGAAUGUUAAUUGAUGAAAAGUGGUAGUUAUAGUCCCUAUUUUAAUAGUCAGGUGGAGAUAAAAACCAAAAAAAAAAAAUGGUGACGUAAGUUUUCAAACCAAAAACAAAAUGCACCCUGCUUAUAGAGAUAGCAGAUAUACAGAAAUUAUGGCUGAAUUAAAAUAAUAAGACUGCAAAAUUCAGCACUGCUUAAUUGGUUCUGCACUUUGCCAGCUAAAAUUGGUUCCCGAAAUACUAACCGCCAGACUAUAAAUAAAGCGACUACAGGAACUUGUUCGGGCGGCAAAUAUUUUGUUUUAUCUUGACUCUAAAUACAAAUACUUCUAUACGUUUUCAUGGCAUUGAAAAAACUAAAUUAUAGAAUCAAAUUAAACCUUCCUGGAAAUGUAUACCUUAAUUAUUAUCACAGAGUCGAAUUUAAGCAUUUUUCAUACAGAGGCAGCAAAAAAUAACACCACCGUUUCCUCAGUUCCGAAAAUGUAGGUCUUCAUAAAAAUUUCCUGGGAUUUUUUUCACCAAUUCCAUUCAUUUUUCCGUUCACUCGCUAUCUUGAAUAAAGUCGAACCUGUA
Ochlerotatus camptorhynchus is the source of this 1194-nucleotide messenger RNA. RefSeq lists its product as uncharacterized. Bases 159 to 416 code for a protein of 85 amino acids. The transcript has 3 exons. NCBI's taxonomy places the organism in Eukaryota, Metazoa, Arthropoda, Insecta, Diptera, Culicidae. The record is from RefSeq and is a predicted model, not a curated record.